GUCUUUCAUUGUGUUCAACGUCACGAUACAACUCUGUAUGAGUUAGAUGGAAAAGCAGAUUUUCAUUCUCAUCCCAACAGCUGUUAAACAUUGUGCUCAUUUUACUACAGGUUCUAGAAAUAUACGGAAUUUCUGUUACUCUUAUUCAUCGGAACAGUUGAAAGACAACAAAAAAGCAAGAAAAAUGCAGCGCUGCUACAAUCGAGGCUGUGGACAAGAGUUCGACCCGGAGAAAAACAAUGAUGAAUCAUGUCGCCAUCAUCCAGGAGCCCCAUUCUUCCAUGACGCUUAUAAGGGUUGGUCAUGCUGUAACAAAAAAUCGGUCGAUUUUACCGAAUUUUUAAGCAUUAAGGGUUGUACAUUGUCCAAACAUUCAAAUAUUAAGCCACCGGAGCCUGAGAAACCAAGUAAAGAAGAUAAGGAUCUUAAAGAAGAAGUAGUCGAGGUAAGGGCACCAAUCAAGGAAGCCUUGCCAAGGCCGCCAGUGGAAACAGCAAUGACCGCCAUAACUGCCACUGUAGCUCCAGCCUUAAAAGAACUUAUUGAUAACCUUGUCACCAAGGAUCCUGCUCAAUCGGAAGUCAACGGUACAGACGAAGUUGCCGUUGGAACCAGUUGCAAAAAUUCAGGAUGUACAUAUUCAUACACGGGUACAUCUACCGAUAAUGGAACAUGCCAGUAUCAUUCUGGUGUACCAAUCUUUCACGAAGGCAUGAAAUAUUGGUCUUGUUGCCAAAGAAAAACUUCGGAUUUUGCUGUAUUUAUGGCACAACAAGGUUGUGUUAACGGCCAGCACAAAUGGGUGAAGGACAACGAUGAUAAGCGAGUUGUACAGUGUCGUUACGAUUGGCAUCAAACAGCAACGAAUGUCAUUGUAUCCAUAUAUGCAAAGAAAUAUCAUUAUGCCAAGAGCACGGUAGAAGUGAAUCCUAUACGUUUGCAUGCCAUCCUAGUAUUUCCAGACCAAGAAAACGCUAAAUUUGAGUUGGAUUUGGAAUUGAGAGGAAUAAUAAAUGUGGAGAAAACCACUGCUCAUAUGUAUGGUACCAAACUUGAAAUAACCAUGCCUAAAGCGGAGCCCGGUUCGUGGGCAAAAUUGGAUUUCCCCCGUGAAAAACUGCCACCUCCAGUAAAACCAGGCCAACCACUGCCGCAGAAGACAUCUGCAGCAACAGACUCGGAUGAUGAGUUUAAUUUAGAUGACAUUGAAUCUGUUUCACAUGGUGUGACGUUAACAGAAUUGGCCUCAAAAAAACCUGAUCUGGACUGAUUCAACUCUCCAGUAACCAACCACCACAUUAUCGCCCAGAAACAAACACAAACACAUCCUUGAAUAUAAAUGUUGUACAAUUCCUGUGUAUUUUUUCUCAUUCUUCUGUAAUCUUUUAAGAUUUAGUGUACUUUUCAAAUUUUUAUGCAUUUCUAUUAAGCAAACCCAUUUUCAUUAAUUUUAUAUGUAUAAAAAAUAUAACAUAAAUCCUAAAUAACACUCACA
Molecule: messenger RNA, 1495 nt
Organism: Musca domestica (house fly)
Lineage: Eukaryota; Metazoa; Arthropoda; Insecta; Diptera; Muscidae
Product: cysteine and histidine-rich domain-containing protein morgana
Exons: 5
Coding region: 47-1270 (407 amino acids)
Source: RefSeq, a predicted model, not a curated record